AUGUCCACCGUCAAGGUAGCUAUCGCGACCAACUCCCUAGGGAAAUCGGCAGCAGGUCAUACGAUCCAUCGAAAGCUGGAAGUGGCCAAGUCAUACGGUUUUGAUGGUGUUGAAGUCGCUUUCGAAUGUGUUGAUGCGCACGCAGCUACCUUCUCGUCUUUAAAGUCUCGGGAAGAUCGCUUGCGCGCAGCAGCGUCGGAUAUUUUCACCAAGGCAUCGUCUCUGUCGCUCUCCCUUAUUGCAUUGAAUCCAUUCGGAGCAUACGAUGGACUUAUCGCAGCUCAAGAUGUGGAAGACAGGCUGGUAGAAGCAGACCUAUGGUGUCAGUUGUGUCAGAUCAUGCACAUUCCGAUUUUUCAGAUUUGUUCGGCUCUUUACCCCCUCCAAGAAUCCAAAAUCACUUCCGAUCCUAAGACAAUUGCUGCAAAUAUGCGAAAGCUUGGGCUUUUAGCACAGAAAUAUAACUUACGUGUGGCCUAUGAAGCACCUUCAUGGGGUAUUCAUAAGAACACAUGGCAGCAUAUCCAGGAAGUCCUCGAUCUAGUCGAUCUUCCAAACGUCGGACAUUGCCUUGACACAUUCCAUAUAGCGUCAAGAGAGGCAGGCGAUCCAUUCAAUGUCGAUUCGCCUGUUCGACCGGACGGGUUGAAACGUCUACGACAUAGUUUGGAGGAAUUGAAACAAACCGUCGACCCUUCGCGCAUCGUAUAUCUACAGCUUAGCGACGCGACUGUUGCGGAUCCAAAGCAACGAGGAUACCCGCGGAGAGACCUGAAUCAGCCAGCAUUUAUGACUCAGUCCAGAAAUUGUCGCAUAUUUCCACGCGAGGAGAACUACGGAGGUACUUUGCCGGCUGUACAGGUUGCCAAGACUAUCUUUGAUAUGGGGUACUCUGGCUGGGUGUCGAUGGAAGUUUUCCAUACAGACAUGUUUGAAACUCGGUCUUCGGUACCCGAUCACUGGGCAGGCCGCGGUAUGAGAUCGUGGAAUGAGGUUGCUCUUCAAUGUGGACUUGGUCGU
Penicillium cataractarum is the source of this 1020-nucleotide messenger RNA. RefSeq names its product sugar phosphate isomerase/epimerase family protein. The annotation marks the transcript as partial. The record is from RefSeq and is a predicted model, not a curated record. NCBI's taxonomy places the organism in Eukaryota, Fungi, Ascomycota, Eurotiomycetes, Eurotiales, Aspergillaceae. The transcript has 3 exons.